Molecule: messenger RNA, 1071 nt
Organism: Sturnus vulgaris (Common starling)
Lineage: Eukaryota; Metazoa; Chordata; Aves; Passeriformes; Sturnidae
Source: RefSeq, a predicted model, not a curated record
AUGUCCGUGUUCCAGGUGAAGAAGGAGAAGAAAAGCAAGAAGAAGGCCACCACCAGCAGUGAUGAGGAGGAUGAUUCCGACUCCAGCACCAAACCCAUUAGGUCAGAGAAGAAGAAAAACCCAGCAUCUCUCUUUCAGACUGGUGGGGACCCUCCGAAAGAGAAAAAAUCCAAAAAGAAAGUUCCUCCCAAAGGGGCUGAGAGUGAGGAGGAGACCCCGGAGACUCUGCAGAAAAACUCCAACAAGAAGGGGAAAGCAAAGAAAUCAAAGAAGAAGGAGGAGAGGCCCCCUUCCCCUGUCAUCGAGGUGGACAACCUGGAGGAGUUUGUGCUGCAGCCGGCACCACAGGGAGUGACCGUCAAGUGCCGGGUGACACGGGACAAGAAGGGCAUGGACCGGGGGCUUUACCCCACCUAUUACCUUCACCUGGACAAUGACAAGAAGGUGUUUCUCCUUGCUGGGAGGAAGCGUAAGAAGAGCAAAACCUCCAACUACCUCAUCUCCAUUGACCCCACUGACCUGUCACGGGGUGGAGAGAACUUCAUCGGGAAGCUGAGAUCCAAUCUGAUGGGGACGAGGUUCACCGUGUUCGACAACGGUGCAAACCCCGACAGGGCCAACGCUGACUGGUCCAACGUGCGGCAGGAGCUCUCGGCCGUGGUCUACGAGACCAAUGUUUUAGGGUUCAAAGGCCCCCGGAAGAUGACUGUCAUCAUCCCUGGGAUGAAUGCGGACUGUGAGAGGGUGCCCAUCCGGCCCCGGAACGAUAACGAUGGCCUCCUGAUGCGAUGGCAGAACAGGAACAUGGACAACGUGAUUGAGCUGCACAACAAAGCCCCUGUGUGGAAUGAUGAGACCCAAUCCUAUGUCCUCAAUUUCCACGGCCGGGUCACCCACGCCUCCGUCAAAAAUUUCCAGAUUGUGCACAGCAGUGACCCCGACUACAUCGUGAUGCAGUUUGGGCGUGUGGCGGAUGAUGCCUUCACCAUGGACUACAACUACCCCCUGUGUGCCGUGCAGGCCUUCGCCAUCGCCCUCUCCAGCUUCGACGGGAAGCUGGCCUGCGAGUAG